Molecule: messenger RNA, 3279 nt
Organism: Candida tropicalis MYA-3404
Lineage: Eukaryota; Fungi; Ascomycota; Pichiomycetes; Serinales; Debaryomycetaceae
Exons: 1
Coding region: 1-3279 (1092 amino acids)
Molecular function (GO): protein binding
Source: RefSeq, a predicted model, not a curated record
AUGAGUGCCCUGACCCUGAGUCCUCAAAUGAUGUCUUUCCCAAAGUUCAUUAGGAAAUCAGAACAAUCAACUAGAGGUUUGGACGGUGCUUUCCCUCCAUUCAAAAUUGAACAUAGAUACAAGAGUGUUUAUGAAAGAGCUGGAUUUGAUGUCAAUAGAGGAGGUAACAACAACAAUAGUGAUUCAAAAUCAAUGACUUCAAGAAAAACCAGUCGUAAUCAUUCCCAAAGUAAUUUUGGUAAUCCUAAUGAAAGUAACACAAGAUUACAAGAUCAAUCUCCUUCUUCAUCUUCAUAUCAAAAUACUCCUGUAUUGCAGAAGAAUAGAAUACCUUCAUUAGCUUCUGGUGGUGCCAACACCAGAAACAAUUCUCCAACGGCUUCUUCCCACUCAAGCAAAUCCUCAUCAGUCAAUUCAAAUUUCACCAACUCAAAAUCAGCUAGUUCUCAUUCUACUUUUAGAAAUACUGAUGAAUUCAGUCCUGUUUUUGAUCAACCUUUAACUAGCGGUUCUUCUACAACUACUUUCUUCAACAAUGACAAUGAAGCAAAAGUAAACUCACAAAAUUACAAUCCUCCAAUAAUAUCAAAAAAUACUACCAACAUGGCCAAUGACGAACCAAUUCAAGAUCAAUUCGAUUUUAGUCCAACUUCAAAUCAUUCACGCAAUCAAAAGAACUUGAAACUUGAUUUGAGCAAUAAUGACAACAUUUCUGAUACACAAAGUUUACCAGGUAUAACAAAAGUUGUGUCACAACAAAAUACCAUCACCAACCAUUCCAUGCAUUCCGUUGCUUCAAAUAGUUCUGCACAAACUCAUAAACAAGCCGAACAACCUCAAGUUCCAAGCAUCACCAUUAAUGAAGAAGACGACGAACAACAACAACAACAACAACAACACGAGAAUCAAAAGAAUGCUUCUGCUGAACAAGGCUUUCAAGUGUUACCACCACCUGUACAAAACAAUGGAGCACCAGCUCCAAAAUUCGAUCCAAGAAAACAACGUAGUAUUAGAGGUCAAACAACCAAUCCACCACAGCAACAUCAUCUUCAACAACAACAACAACAACAACAAGGGCAAGGACAACCACCAAGGAAUCCUUAUUCUUCAGUCGGUCAACAAUCUAGAAACGGAUCUACAAGUAGUUUGACACAUUCCGCUCCUCAUCCACACCACCACAAUAACUCUAGACCUUCUAGUCCAAGCCUUAGUGCUGUUGGAUCCAAUGUACCACAAUUGCCAAUGAUUUCAUUGAAUAGUCCAACUACCGCUUAUAGACCUUCUCAACGUCCCCAGUCACCUGUAUUGCCAACUGGUUACCAAUCAAGACAACAACCUCAAUCUCAGCCUCAAAUACUUCAAUCACAACCAUCAUAUCCAUCACAACCACCUCAACCACCACAGUCACAGUCACAACCACAACAAGCCGUAUAUAAUCCAUUUAACCACCACCAACAUCGAAAACAAGCACCUGGUGGAUACUACAAUCAACCUCAAGAACAAAUUGUAACACCUAGAUCUGCCAGACAACAGGCAACAUAUUCACAAAUCAGAGAUGAUAAGUUAUCAUCCGCGUUGAAUGAUUUCAAAAAUGAUGUUGAAAUCCAUAAACAAGGAGGUAAUAAAUCGCCAACCCAUUCUAAUAGUUCAUUGGAAGAUGAGCUUCCAAGUUCUGCAUCACCAUCUGAGUUAGGAUUGUACAAGAAUGAUUCAAAAGAAGAUUACAGUAAUGAAAAUACUAGAUUUUCAUAUGGUACUACCAUGAACUCUGGCAUGAAUGAAAACGGUAAAGGUUUUGAUCCAUCAGCACAAUUUCAAAAUUUUACCAGUCAACAAGUAGCAAAAGAUGCAAACCUAAACAAUGAAUAUGCUGAAUUCUUAGCAACUCAAAAUGAUGAACCAGUUUCUGGUGUCCAAGAUAACAAUGUCAAAAACAAUAAACAUUUAUCUACUGUUAGUUCGAUUCUUUCAAAGGAUUCAGGUAAUAGUGACGAUGAUGACAUAGAAAGAGAAUUAGAAAGACAAUUGCAAAGUUUGAAAAUGUCUGGAAGUAGCAUUGACAUAACUAAGGUUACAUCCAACAAAUCUAGAAAUUCCUUUGGUUAUGGUAACAAUGGUGGCAUUAUCCCACUGUUCAAUGUUCAAGAUGUUGAUGAAGUUGCUGAAGAGGACGAAGAAGAAUAUGUUAAGCCAUUGAGUAUUUCUGGAAGCAGUUCAUAUGUUGAAAACAAGCAAAGCAUUGUUGAAGAUUUGAACGAUGAUGACUUUACUAGACCUUUGACUACUCAUUCAUCUACUGAAAGUAAAGAAGAUUUGCAACAUGAAGUAAGUCAACCACAAUUGGAUUCACCUAGUCUUCAUAAAAAAGUUCAAUUUGAAUCUCCACAGGCUGAAUUUUUCAACGAAGAAGAUGUGACCGAGGAGACAAUUAAAAUUGAAAAUAAUGAUGAUGAGUAUGAAGAAGCAGUUAAACCAUUAUCACCAAAAACUCAUUCUAUUGAACAAGAAUUACAAAAUAUGAACUUCCAAAUUCCUGAAACAGACGAAUCUCCUUCAGUUUAUAUUCAAGAUUCUUUUCCACAAUCAACCACUGAAACUCAACCACAACAGCAAGAAGAAGAUUUUAUUCAAGAUAGAAGUUUUACUUUUCCUCCAGAAUCUGUUUAUCCUGUUCAAGAUCCUAUUUUAGAAGUCGAACAACAGCAACAAUUAGAACAGCCACAAAAUCAAACACCUUAUCCUACUAAAGAGUUAUCUCCAGAAUUAGAUCUUGAAGAAAAUGAACAAAGCAAACACGUUGAACCAACAAUCUAUGCAUCAGGUACAGGUCCAUGUCGUGCUUGUCAUGGUACCAUUGAUCGUCAUACUAAAGUUAAACCACUUAAACCAAUUUUCUCCAAAACUGGAGAACUUUCAGGCCAAUGGCAUAGACAAUGUUUCACUUGUACAUCACCACAAUGUUCUAUUCAAUUUUCCAAGAAUGUUCAAUGUUAUGUAUUUAAUGAUCAUCCAUAUUGUUUUGAACAUUAUCAUAUUUUGAAUAAUUCUGUUUGUAAAUCAUGUCAUGUUGGUAUUGAAGGUAAAUGUAUUUCUAAUGAAUUGGAUGAAAAAUGGCAUUUACAAUGUUUGAAUUGUACCAAGUGUGGUAAUGGUAUUAGAAGUGAUUAUUUUAUAAUUAAUGGUAAUAGUAUCAUGUGUUCAAGUUGUAAAGAAAAUAAUUCUGGUUUGACCGUUGCUGAUAGAAUUGAAAAGAGAAGAACUAGAAUUUAUAACGUUUGA